GUGUGGCUGGCGCUCCAGGCCUGCUUCAGUGACGACAAACGCGGAGACAUCAUGCGGUUACUCGGCUAUCCACAGGCGCCCCCCGCCCCCUCACCCGAGCCCACACCCACAGGCAUACACACACAUCCCUACGCAAAUACCCAAGACGCUCAACGAAUGGGUAUGGCCCAGCCAGACUCUGGGCGUAUUGACGAUAAUGCGCCUGUGAGUCGAGUGGGCAGUGUGGUGGAAGGGGCCGAGGCCUCGCCGGCCCAGG
This is a messenger RNA of Sphaeroforma arctica JP610, 256 nucleotides long. RefSeq lists its product as hypothetical. The record is from RefSeq and is a predicted model, not a curated record. The transcript has a single exon. The annotation marks the transcript as partial. NCBI's taxonomy places the organism in Eukaryota, Ichthyosporea, Ichthyophonida.